UCAUUUUGGGCUUUAAAGAAAAAUGGUACGGUCAUCUCUCCCCUCCCUUAAUAAGAGCUCUUCAAAAACCCUAGCUGCCUCCACUUUCUCCUCCUCCUCAGCAUCGGGCGGCGACGAAGCGGUGAGCUCAUCCUUGAAGCAGAAAUGGGCAUUGAUCUGAAAGCCGGAGGUAAGAGCAAGAAGACCAGGAGGACCGCUCCUAAGUCCGAUGAUAUCUAUCUCAAGCUUCUCGUUAAGCUAUAUCGGUUCCUUGUCCGAAGGACCGGGAGCAAGUUCAAUGCUGUGAUUCUGAAGCGCUUGUUCAUGAGCAAAGUCAACAAGCCUCCGCUCUCUCUCUCCAGGCUCAUCCGUUACAUGAGUGGAAAGGAUGAUAAGAUUGCUGUGGUAGUGGGGACUGUGACUGAUGAUAUCAGAGUCUAUGAAGUGCCAGCUUUGAAGGUCACUGCCCUGAGGUUCACGGAGACCGCGAGGGCAAGGAUCGAGAAGGCUGGUGGUGAAUGCUUGACAUUCGACCAGCUUGCUCUGCGUGCUCCUCUUGGACAGAACACGGUUCUUCUUAGAGGUCCGAAGAAUGCACGUGAAGCUGUGAAGCACUUUGGCCCUGCUCCUGGUGUUCCCCACAGCCACACCAAGCCCUAUGUCCGAUCGAAGGGAAGGAAGUUCGAGAGGGCAAGAGGCAGGAGAAACAGCAGAGGGUUCAGAGUUUAAGCUCAUUCUCAUACUUUAUGAGGCAGAACAAUUCAAAUUUUGUUAGUGGAAUAUCUUGUAAUGCUCUCGAUGUCUUUCUGGUACUUCUGAUGCUGAUCCGACUUGAUAUAAUGUCAUUUUCAAGACUACAUUUUGUGUUUUUUAAGUAUUUGGUUGACUUUUGUCUAGCA
Messenger RNA from Punica granatum (pomegranate), 878 nucleotides. NCBI's taxonomy places the organism in Eukaryota, Viridiplantae, Streptophyta, Magnoliopsida, Myrtales, Lythraceae. The record is from RefSeq and is a predicted model, not a curated record.